AGAUAGUGUUGUUGCUGCUUCUGGGCUCACGGAGGACGAGAGGAAUCUACAAGCCGACAAGAUGCGAUCCAAGGCUAGGGCAAGAAAACUGUCCAAAAAUGACAUUGAGCCAGUUGACAGCGUGCGCGAGACAGAGACCCACCUCCUGGCGGGAGGGUUUGAUAGUGGGGAGGAGGAGACCGAGGACAGCAUCAUGUCUCCCAUCUCCAUAGGACCCCUGUCCUCGCACCCCAACAACCACCAUCCCAGCCACCAUCAUCACCACGAGAUCCCCUUCACGCCCAAGGAAGGCUCGCCCUACGAGGUGCCCGUCUACAUUCCCGGCCCCAGCGACCUGGAGCUGCGUGAGUCCUCGGUUCCCGGAGCGGGCCUGGGGAUAUGGGCCAAAACCCGGAUCGGGAUGGGAGAACACUUUGGACCUCACAGCGCACUGCAGAGCGCCACGGUCAAAGACAGCUCCUUCGGAUGGGAGCAGAUGCUGAAUGACCACGAGGUGACGUCCUCUCCGGAGAGCUGCUUCAAAAAGGUGGUGGAUGAGAUGGGCAACGUCAAGUUCUGUCUGGACGAAGGCUCAGAUCCCGGUGGGAGCUGGCUCAAGUAUGUACGCACUGCCAUCUCCAAUGAGGAGCAGAACAUGGAGGCGUGUCACCUCAGCGGAGACCAGAUUGAUUAUAAAGCUAUUAGGGAUAUUGAAGUGGGGGAAGAGCUAUUGGUGUAUAUGAAGGAAGGAAUUUUCCCCGAGGGAUCGAUGGCACUAAACCUAGAAGACAAACAGAUGUACCGCUGUGAGGACUGUGACGAGCUGUUCACCUCGGCCCUGGAGCUGCAGCGGCACCAGAAGUGCUUUUGUUCCAGCGCCGGGUCCGUGUUCGAUACUCUCAGCAACGAGGACUUCAAGCAGGGCUGUGACGACAGCGACCACGAGUCUGUCCACGAGUGCAAGGACUGCGAGAAGAUCUUCCCCGACGAGUACAGUCUGGGCCAACACCUGAUUGUGCACACAGAGGAGCGAGAGUACAAGUGUUACCAGUGUCCCAAGGCCUUCAACUGGAAGUCCAACCUCAUCCGCCACCAGAUGUCCCACGACAGCGGCAAGCAGUUCGAGUGUCAAAACUGCGAUAAGGUACAGCACACCCGGCAUGUGUUCACGGACCCCAGCAACCUGCAGCGCCACAUCCGCUCGCAGCACAUAGGGGCGCGCACUCACACCUGCCCCGAAUGUGGCAAGACCUUCGCCACCUCCUCGGGCCUCAAGCAGCACAAGCACAUUCACAGUAGUGUCAAGCCCUUCAUCUGCCCAUGUGGGCUGUGUGUCUCCCCAGGCGAGGUGUGCCACAAGUCCUACACGCAGUUCUCCAACCUGUGCCGCCACAAGCGCAUGCACGCCGACUGCCGCACCCAGAUCAAGUGCAAAGACUGUGGCCAGAUGUUCAGCACUACUUCCUCCCUCAACAAGCACCAGCGUUUUUGUGAGGGCAAGAACCAUUAUGGCCCUGCUGGGGGCCUCUUUGCUCCCGGCAUCCCUAUGAGCAGCCCCAUCCUGGCCAAGUCCAGGUCCCAUCCCCACCACCACCAACCGGGACUCAACCACUCAGGUCUGGCCUUCCCUGACUACUUCCCCUCCCGGCCCCAUCUUCACGCCAGCCUAUCCUUCUCCCCCAGGCCGCUUGGCUUCCCCUCGCUCUCCCAUGGCUUCCCGGAUCUCUUCGUCCCCUCGCUCUACCCCCGACCGCCCUUACUGCCCCCCAGCCCCUUUCUGAAGAGCCCCCUGGGCAAGAACAGUAACAACGGUGGGAGCCAGGAGGGCAAGCUGCCUCACAGCCCCCUGAACGGGACUCCAUUGUCUCUGAUCAGCUCCAUCAACAACAACAACGGAGGAAAUAGUCUCCUCAGCAGUCAGGAGAGGGAGGACAAAGAGAGGCUGGAGCUGGCGUACAGAGAAGUCAAGGCCAAAGCCAAGAUGUCGGAGGUGUCGGACGGCAGCGACCUGGAGGAAGUCAACGCCACCAGCGGCACCGAUCUAGACACCACCACCGGCACCGUCUCGUGUUCAGAGUUAGACAGCGACGCUGAGAGUGAGCUGGAACAACGGGAGCGGGUCAGCGGCACAAAGAGAAGGAAGGAGGCAGGCGUUGGAGGGGUGGUGGGGACAGAUAGGAUCGGUCAGGAUGGGCGGCCGGACAACGUGAGCAGCGGCUCAGUGUCGGCGGUGUCCAGCUCGUUCAACCUGGCUUGCGAGCAGCCCCCCUUCCUCUCGGUCGCCUCCCAGCACUCCUUUCCGCAUCUGGACGAGCAGGCACUGCCCCCCACAGGGGCCACCGCUGCCACCGACUCCAUCAAGGCCAUCGCUUCCAUCGCCGAGAAGUACUUUGGCCCUGCGCUCAUGGGCCUGCAAGAGAAGAAUAUGGGCUCGAUGCCCUGCCAUUCGAUGUUCCCUUUCCAGUUCCUACCCAACUUCCCUCACUCCCUCUACCCCUUCACCGAGCGGGCCGGUGCCCUCAAACCCGGCAUGUUCUUCAAGGCUGAGCCCAAGUCGCCUCGUGUGCAACAUCCGCCACCCCACAAAAUGGCUGCCCCUCGCACUGAAGAGCCAUCGCCCUUUGACCUCACCACUAAGCCAAAGAAGACCAAACCAAAACUUCCGGCCCCCGCCAAGUCGACCCCACCCAGCGGUAGCAGCAACACCCCCCUCCUUCUCCCGGGGGAUGAGGAGCAGCCACUCGACCUCAGCAUCAGCAGCCACAGACGGGAUGUGCACAACGGGGUGGUGGCCCCUGAGCAGCCGUCCAGCCGCAAGAACCAAUGCAAGGAGGAGCACCCCGGGAGCCAUCCUCACCAACACAAACUGCACCCCCAGGGCCACCCCCUCCACCAGCCCCUGCUGUCACAGCACCAGCAGCCCCUGGCCCAGCCGCCCCAGCAGCAGCCCUCCCUGCAUUACACCAAGCCCUCGGCCUUCUUCAUGGACCCAAUAUACAGCAGGGUGGAAAAGAGGAAGUUACUGGACCCUGUAGGAGCUUUGAAGGAGAAGUUCCUGAGGGCAAAUUCGCUUCUCUUCCAUCCACAGCUACAGUAUCUUUACCAUGGUACACCUUCUUUACCUCAGAUGUCAGCCAUGGAGAGCAUGACGGAGAAGUUGGAGACCUUUGGCGCUCUCAAACUGGAUGCUUCGCCCAACUUGCUGCAGCACUCGGCCCACCCACUCUUCAACUUCCGCUCGCCGCCCUCCCUCUCUGAUGCCAUCCUCCGCAAAGGCAAGGAGCGUUACACCUGCAGGUACUGUGGGAAGAUCUUCCCCAGGUCAGCUAAUCUUACCAGGCAUUUACGGACACACACAGGGGAGCAGCCCUACAGGUGUAAAUACUGUGACCGCUCGUUCAGCAUCUCCUCCAACCUCCAGCGGCAUGUACGCAACAUCCACAACAAGGAGAAGCCCUUCAAGUGUCACCUGUGCAGCCGCUGUUUCGGCCAGCAGACCAACUUGGACCGCCACCUAAAGAAGCAUGAGCACGAGAACCUGCCCGUGAGUCAACACUCUGGGAUCCUCUCCAACCUAAGAAACAACAUUUCCUCUCCCAACUCCGAGCCAGAUCACCAUGCACUUUUAGAUGAGAAAGAGGACUCUUACUUCUCGGAAAUCCACAACUUCAUUUCCAACAGCGAGAUGAACCAGGCAUCCAGCUCCACAGACAAGAGGUCAGAAGUUACGGAGGAGCAGCGUCUGUCGAGCCACGGCCUGUCCAGCUCCCGGGGGCUAGAGGAGGAGGAGGCGGAGGGAGAUGAUGAAGAGGAGGACAAAGGCAGCCUGAAGGAGGAGGAGCGUCCGUCGAGCCACGGCCUGUCCAGCUCCCGGGGGCUAGAGGAGGAGGAGGCGGAGGGAGACAAUGAAGAGGAGGAAGAAGGCAGCCUGGCGGAGAAAUUUCAGGACGAAGCGCCCAAAUCCCCCUCCCCGAUCACCAUGGUCACACCGGGGGCGUACGAAGACGAAGAGGGGGAGGGGAAGGGAUCGGAGGAAGCCACACCGUUGGCUAUAAGCUACAAACACACCCGCAGGCUUAUGCAAUGAUGCUUUCUCUGUCGGAGAACAACCCUUUGCACGCAUCCUCCCAGAACUCACUGGAUGCCUGGCUGAGCAUGGGAGGGUCCGUCCGGGACGAGCAGUUUUUACCCACUCAGACACAUCUAAGAGAGUUAGGAGGAGGGAUGAAGCCUACUGCGGAGGAGAACUCAACAUCACAUAGUCCUGGCCUGAGAAGAGAGAGGAUUUGUGACUCCUGCCCUUCUGUGUGUGUGUGUGUGUGUGUGUGUGUGUGUGUGUGUGUGUGUGUGUGUGUGUGUGUGUGUGUGUGUGUGUGUGUGUGUGUGUGUGUGUGUGUGUGUGUGUGUGUGUGUGUGUGUGUGUGUGUGUGUGUGUGUACGAGGGGCCUCUCAGAUAGACACUCACAGGCAGAGAUCAAAGUAGCACUGCUCCGCCCGUGUAGAGGGGUGAAGGACAUCCUAGGAAGGACCACCCCACUCCAUUCCAGCGAAGCCCUCUAGUUGAACUCUCAGAGACAGUCACGCUUCAGUAUGCCACUGCAUUACUAGGGGAGCAAAACGUCUAUUCUACAACAGCAAAUUCUCAAUAGAUUCAUAUACACUGACAGUAGGUCUGGAAUAUGUGCAUUGCAUGUCCAUAGGGGGGCGCUCUUCUCACUCGGUGGGACGAGCAAAAGUAUCAACACAUAAUGGGGGAGUACUAGCUCGUUCACCCAAAGAACCCCCCAUUCUCUUCAUCUUAUCAAAUGACUUCACACUCUCCAUUCCUGUUUGAAAUCAGUAAUACCACAAUGCUGAGUGUUACAGCAGGAAACGGCACUCUGGUUUAUAAAGAAAGUUACAGGACGAUGAUAUCAUGGAGGUUGACCCACCCCCAACAUAUAAUGUGCAUUACAGAGGACAUAGUAUCGCCUUCAACAGUUAUCUGGUGAGCAAGAGAUUUUAAAUUGACAACCAUUGGUUAGAGUAGCGGAUAACGUAUUUUCCCCUCUUUUGCUCAUUUGUUACCUUGAUUCCAUUUUGUGUUUUGCUUUUUGAUAAACAGUAUUGUCGUUCAUGGCAAGAGUGGUAUGUGCCAAAUAACCCGUAGAAAAGGUUUUGUUCUCUGACAAGCAUUUCUUUUUCCAGGGGUUUUCAUAGCUGUCAAAGAUGACGUGAUUACCUUCUUCUAUAUUUCAUUUGAAGACUGGGUGGAUUCUAUUUAUUUGGGUAAACGUUUUGGGGUCACGAUUGGAGACAAGUGACAACUGAAAAAUGUUUUUUUCUCUCUCUCUCUCUUACUUGUUGCUGAAGGAAUGAAAGUGAAUCGAAACGCAAGUGAGAUUGUGAGUCUCGGUUUCAAUGCUUUUUUGUGUAAAGACCAGUGUGCCAAAUUGGAAAGAAACCAUGAAAUCAGAUGCUAUUAUUUAUAGUGACAUGGUAGUCCUAGAUCAGUGGUUCCCAUCCAGGGGUACUAGAACCCCUGUGGGGUACUUGGUCUAUCCACAGGGGGUACUUGAGGAGACUAUGGGCCUACUGGUAAAAUGCACAUGAAGGGGUACUUCAGGGGUACUACGGGCAGAGCAAAAUUCAGUUGGCGGUACAAUAACUGGAAAAGGUUGGGAACCACUGAUUUAGAUCAUGUUUGCAAUGUUGUGUCUAUCGUGUGGUUUGAUGAUUCUCGCUUCAGUUGAACCAAUGCAACCAGUAUGCUGAGUGUUUUGUGUUCAAGGUGGUUGAAUUCUUACUUUGGCUAUUUUGGAAAUUGCAGCCUUUACCAUGAUUGUCAGGUGAUUUGGAUGCCAGGGCAUUGUAUUGUUAGCUUGUAAUUUAUCCUACGUUUGAGCAAAUCAGUUUUACUUUACAAUAAAUCCCAUCAACAUGUUAACUUAACCAGUUUAUCAGUGCUCCGAUUCUGCGUGAAUGGUUUCCAUUUUGUAGGAAUUCUUAUUUUUAAAUGUGACCAUGUGGUUGUAGAAAAGAACAUCUCAGAAUGCCCCGUCAUAGAUAAAAUAGACGUUCUUUGUCAGAUAGCGUCCAACUACAGUGUGCCAUGCCAUCAUAUUUCCACUCUUUAGUUGAAGGGUCUGUGCUAUCCGGGAUCCUUGGGACCCCAUUGAAAUUGAAAUGUAAAAUGGCUAAGGUAAGGGUUAAAGUAGAAGUUAGGGAUCCCAUAUAGCACUGACUUUUUUUUUUUUUUAACCUUUAUUUAACCAGGCAAGUCAGUUAAGAACAAAUUCUUAUUUUCAAUGCUGGCCUAGGAACAGUGGGUUAACUGCCUGUUCAGGGGCAGCACAACAGAUUUGUACCUUGUCAGCUCGGGGGUUUGAACUUGCAACCUUCCGGUUACUAGUCCAACGCUCUAAACUGACUGGCCUCACUUAAAAUAAUGAUGACCUUGGGGGAAAAAAUCUACAUCUAAUUGAAGCACUGUAGUCAUUUGUUUUGUCAGCAGGUGGCAGGGUGAUACUAGUUUUGCUGCAUAAAUCCUCUUAAGGAUCCGCCCCUUUUUAAAAAUGUUUUCCUAAAAUAACAUACCCAAAUCUAACUGCCUGUAGCUCAGGACCUGAAGCAAGGAUAUGCAUAUUCUUGGUACUAUUUGAAAGGAAACACUUUGAAGUUUGUGGAAAUGUACAACUGUAAUAAGUGUGCGCUGUUAUGGAUCCACAUUGAAGUCAAAGAUCACAUUGUUGUCUCUCAAAUACAUAGUUACAUUUGUUGCUUAGCUAGCUAGCAAUUUUUUUUGCCAUAUUAACAUAGAAGUGUCAUCAAUCAAAACACCUCAAAACAAAGACAUGGUAUCAAGAACAAGGUAAAACUAGCUGAAACGAGUUACCCACGAUUCACAUGUCAGCUUCUUGUCAUUGUUGCUAGCUAGCUAUGUGGCCAUCCAGAAUCACAACACACAGACGUCUGCCCCAUUGAAGCUCGCUCAUCGUUUUACAUUAUGUUUUCAGCUAACCAGGGUAUAGUAUUUUCACAAACAAUGUUGCAUUAUGUCCAAAACAUUCAAUGAAAAGAAAUGGGUUAAAUGGAUGGUGCUCGUUUCAUUUGAAUCUGAGUUGUAUCACCUCUGUUAUGUUUAUAAAAAAUAUAUAUUGUGCAUGAUGUGUUGAGCAGUCAUAAUGAUGUCCAUUUGUGAAAUGUACAUCUUAAAUUUUAAAAUUAAAUGAAUCUGUAGAUGCACUUAUUGUACGUGGUUGAGUUAGUAGAUUUGACUUCAAACCAAUACAAUACAAAUGUAUUGGGCAGGUGGUUCUUAAAUGACUAAAAAAAUGAAAGGAUUGUAGAAUAACAUGGAUCAAUUCUGAAAUUGCAGUUUUUUUAAUGCUUGUGAUUAUUGAAGAAAUGUAAUUGAAAUGACAUGAUUCCGAUGAUGGAAAUGUAUACCAAAUGUAAUCUUUCCAAUGUUAUGAAGAAUUUAUACAUGAAAUUGACAUGCAAUAAAACCUGUGUGCUUUUUAUAUGAAAUGUCCCUUGCAUUUGUCAUGUAGCCUUCAAUGAACCUUAAAUAACCCAAUU
This is a messenger RNA of Oncorhynchus keta (chum salmon), 7539 nucleotides long. RefSeq names its product histone-lysine N-methyltransferase PRDM16-like. NCBI's taxonomy places the organism in Eukaryota, Metazoa, Chordata, Actinopteri, Salmoniformes, Salmonidae. Gene Ontology annotation, cellular component: nucleus. The transcript has 16 exons. The record is from RefSeq and is a predicted model, not a curated record. Gene Ontology annotation, molecular function: protein binding. The coding region runs from base 62 to 4066 and encodes 1334 amino acids.